Molecule: messenger RNA, 4142 nt
Organism: Colias croceus (clouded yellow)
Lineage: Eukaryota; Metazoa; Arthropoda; Insecta; Lepidoptera; Pieridae
Gene: AlaRS-m
Product: alanine--tRNA ligase, mitochondrial-like
Exons: 14
Coding region: 172-3405 (1077 amino acids)
Biological process (GO): tRNA modification; alanyl-tRNA aminoacylation
Cellular component (GO): mitochondrion; cytoplasm
Molecular function (GO): ATP binding; nucleic acid binding; alanine-tRNA ligase activity
Source: RefSeq, a predicted model, not a curated record
ACUGAGCCCUUGAAUUGAACUUUCAAUGAGUGCAAACUACAAAUUAUAAAAAUAAAAUGUUGCAGCGAAAAUAAAUGCAAUAAUUGGCACUGUUACCUACAAGUGGGAGUUCAGGAACAUAUAUAAAAAAAAUCAUCAUAUAUAAAACUUAGUAAAAUAUUUGUAAAUAAAAUGUUACGAAUACCGGUUCGAACUAACUUUACUCAAAAAACUUUUCAAUUGCGGAUGAAAUCAUCCAGUGGGUUUAUAAGGAGUACAUUUAUUGAUUAUUUCGUUAAUAAUCAUGGUCAUAAACAUAUAAAGUCGAGUUCAGUUGUGCCGCUGUGUGAUCCUACAGUCCCAUUUGUUAAUGCUGGCAUGAAUCAGUUCAAAGGAGUGUUUCUCGGGAUGGUAGACCCUCCGUUUCCUCGAGUGGUGAAUUCACAGAAGUGUAUCAGAGUGGGAGGGAAACAUAAUGACCUGGACCUCGUUGGUUUAGAUGGACACCAUCAUACAUUCUUUGAAAUGCUUGGAAACUGGUCUUUCGGUGAUUAUUAUAAGAAAGAAGCUUGCAAAAUGGCUUGGGAUUUGCUCCUGGGUCCAUACAGAUUAAAACCUGAAGACUUACUUGUCACUUACUUUGGUGGAGAUGUCACUAUUGGCCUCAUUGAAGAUAGAGAAUGUAGGGACAUAUGGAAAGAAAUUGGUGUGCCAUCAAGCCGUUUAAAAGACUGUGGGGCAAAAGACAAUUUCUGGGAGAUGGGCGCGAGCGGACCGUGCGGGCCGUGCACGGAGAUACAUUAUGUACACCCAGAUGGAUCACUCACGGAGAUCUGGAAUAUCGUGUUUAUACAGUGCAAUAGGGACACAGAUGGCUCAAUAAAGAGCUUGCGACGUCAGCACGUAGACACGGGCAUGGGUUUAGAAAGAGUAGCUGCGUUGCUACAAGGGGUCCCUAGUAACUACGAUACAGACCUGUUCCGACCAAUCAUAGCGGGUAUUGAGAAGAACAGUAAGAAUGUGUCCCCAUACGGUGGCAACUACGGCUCUGAUGCUGUACUGGACCAGCAGUAUCGCAGACUAGCUGACCACGCGAGGAUGAUCAGCGUGUGUCUGGCUGAUGGAGCCUUUCCGGCCACCAGUUUAAACCUCAAACAAAUAAUGCGCAAAACAUUCAAAAUGUGUUCCGACGUGUUCCACAAUCCACACCUACUGUCCAUUCUCUACAACCACGUGGCGGAAAGCCUCGGGGACACGUACCCUGAGCUGAUGAUGAAGGAAAGAGAUGCCAAACUCAUCUUAGAGUAUGAGAGAGAGAGUUAUAGUAAAAUGCGGAGUAACCUCGCUAAGAAGUGGAAGGAUCUGGUGAAACGGUACCCGGAGGUGGUGGAAUUUAGUGAUGUUGAGAUGGCAGGAUUUGCGCUAGGAUACAAGGAGCUUAAAGAGACCAUGAAAAAGCUGAAAUCAAACACAAUACCUGGAGAGUUAGUAUUCAAACUCUAUGACACGCAUGGCUUCCAAGAGGAAAUCAUUGAACGAAUCGCUACUUUGAACAAUCUAGAAAUAGACAAGAAGGGCUUCUGGAAACUUCUGCAGCAACACAAAUCGAGACACAAAACCGCAUUCAAAGAACAAUCUACGAAACAAGGAAUUUUAUUCGAUCAAGCGAUUGAAACUAUCCUAAAAACUGGUGUCAAACGCACUAACGAUCAACCGAAAUACGACUUUAAUGUGAUAGACAAUAGAGUGAUUUUCGAACCGCUAAAAACGAAAGUAGUAGCCAUUCUAAAUGAGAACAUUGAAUGGGUGGAUUUCCUCGAACCCUGCGAAAAUAGACCGUAUUACAUAGUAACAGAAAGCACAAAUUUCUAUACAGAAGCCGGGGGACAAGUGUCAGAUUUAGGCGUAAUAAAAUUCAACAAACACAUUCAAUUAAUAGUGGACAGUGUGUUCAAAAUACGCGAUUUCGUGUUUCACAAGGGACAUUUUAAAUUGCAUGAUAGUGAAAAUAAAUAUGUGAAUAAUACAAGUGAAGUGUUUUUAGAAGUGAAUAGUGAGAGACGUUUGAAUAUAAUGAGGAAUCAUACAGGUGUUCAUUUGUUGAAUGCGGCUAUGAGGCAAGUGCUUCCCGAUAGUGUGAUAGGACAAGUGGGGUCUAGUGUUAGUGAUGUGGGAUUCAGUUUGAGUUUGGUUGUGUAUGGGGAGAAACUGUCGCAAGCUGUUGUGUUGGAAGCGCAGGAAUUGAUUCGAAACGCCAUUAAAUCGGACGCAACAGUAGAUACGCGAGUAAUAGACAGCACGCAGUUGUCCUGCGAGGAUUCUGUGAUAACUGUCCCUGGAGAGACUUAUCCCGAGACUGGAUUGAGAUUGGUAUCUUGCUCGCUACCCUUGCUGUCUAAGGAGUUAUGUUGCGGCACACAUGUGCGUUCUAUACGAGAUUUACAAGAAAUAUGCGUGUGCAGUGUAAAGGGCGCGGCCACGCACACGCCCACAUUGCACGCACUUACCGGCGCACGCGCAGCGCAGACUCGCGAGCUAUUCUGCCGCGCGCAGAAACUCGCUCAAGUAGCGGAACUAGCGGACCCUGAGCAAGUUAAACAGGAAGUGAACAGUAUAAAGCAGCAGCUGGUGGCCCUGUGCGGGGGCGGAGCACCCUGCGGGGAGUACGCGGAGUGCCUGAAGUUGAUGGACACCCUGGUGAAGAGGGCUGGCAGUAAGAACGAUGGGGCUAUGCAAGCAAUGGCUGAAACAGAAAUAGUCGAAGCGUGCCAAGAAGCAGUCCGCGAGGGCCGUCGGUUCGUUGUCCAUUUCUUGCGCUGCUCCUAUUUGAUGCAACCGCACUCCGCUGCGCAUGCGCUCGCACACACACGCACAAGUACACGUGGUGACGUCAUCACACACACAGAGACGCACAAAAUACAAGAUCGCGCGGAUGUUACGCGCGCACGCAGUGACGUCACCGCACACACACUUACACACUCCAUAGAUGCGACACAAGAUGUAAUGCACACACGUGCGCCCGGACGCAGUAACGUCACCAUAGCCAAGAUUCAAGAUGGCGGUACGAAUGACGUCACAGGGGUGGGGGGAGGUGAUGACGUCACGGGGGAGCUGCCUGCGAUGUUGUUGGGGUGCGCGGGAGGCGUGAUCGUCGCUGUAGCUAGAGUGCCGCAGGAGCUGGUGAACAAAAACUUCACAGCGCAGAAGUGGCUGAGCUGCAUAUUGCCAAUUUUCCAAGCAGAGAUCGCUCCACAUGAGGGGCUGGAUACAAAAGCUCAAAUGAACGCUACUAAAGUCAGCCUUAUAAACUGUGAACAGAUGGUGCAAGACGCGAUGCGGGUCGCCAUUAAAUUUGCUCAAUGUCACUUGAAAGAUGUAGCCGUAGAUAAUAGAGUUAGGUCCAAUGAGAAUAGACAACAGAACUGAUGAAAUUAUCUAUGCAAUGUGGAUUUCGUUAUUUUUUUAACUUUUAUGUUAUGUGAAUCAGAAAUUAAUUGAAUAUGAGAAUUGUGUUUGUUUUAUGCACCUUGAAAAAGGGAUAUUGUAUAUACGACACGUAUAUACAUUCGAACGAACGAACGAACAUUGGUUCUUGUUAUUUUUGAAAGUGGGCAUAGAAUGCUGUUUCUUUAGGGCUGAUUUUUCAAUCCUUGGUUAAAACUUAAUCUUCGAAUAACGUAUUAAACUACCAUUUCAAAAAUGUAUUCUUAUUGUCCGUGAAAAUGUAGUUUACAGGUGACAUUUUAAAAUGUUCGUGUAAUACUUUACUGAACGGAUAAAUUUUAACCAAGGAUUGAAAAAUCGGCCUUAAAACAGAUUUGAUUUGGAAAAUAACUAUAAAAGUAUUGAUAUGAAAUGAAUAUCAAGUUAAAUUUAAUUAGUAUUAUAUGAAUUAAAUUAUGAUUCGGCUCAAUUACGUCUUGUUUUCAGGCAUCAUUUAUUAUUUAAGAUUCAUAGGAAAUCUACACAUAAUAUUGUGCCUCAGCAAUUAUUAUAAAACUCAAAUACACAAGAUAUUGGUCCUAUUCAACAUUGAAUAAAUCUGACCUAUCUGAGAACUCACUAAAUAGUUUUUAAGCUAUUGCAUAGCUUCUAUCGCGAGCCUUGAGCGCGGGGACCGAAUCGAGAAAUUCCGUAACGAAAAAACCUCACGCUCCCCCACA